Messenger RNA from Chroicocephalus ridibundus (black-headed gull), 1575 nucleotides. It is a transcript of the gene HMX3, whose product is annotated as H6 family homeobox 3. The coding region runs from base 569 to 1492 and encodes 307 amino acids. Lineage: Eukaryota; Metazoa; Chordata; Aves; Charadriiformes; Laridae. Gene Ontology annotation, biological process: regulation of transcription by RNA polymerase II. The record is from RefSeq and is a predicted model, not a curated record. Gene Ontology annotation, cellular component: nucleus. The transcript is spliced from 2 exons. Gene Ontology annotation, molecular function: DNA-binding transcription factor activity, RNA polymerase II-specific; RNA polymerase II transcription regulatory region sequence-specific DNA binding.
GCCGGGAUCCUUUUGUGCUAAUAGCCCCGUCCUCAUUUGCUGCCUAAUUGGACUAUAUAAAGGCAAUAACGGGCGGGCGCUCGUAGCCUCCAGCCACAGCAGCACGUCGCAGGGGGGGCCGGGGCCGCGGCGGCUGCGGGCAGGGGCUGCGCGGAGCCUUCUCCUGCCGGCCGCCUGCCUCCCCGCCUAAUCCCAUUUGCCAUUGUGCGUGCCCAAUCGCCGUGUGCUCCCCGCGUUUAACUUGGAUGACAUUUUGAUUUCAUCAUUAGCAUCCGGCGCCAGGUUGACGCAGCAGCAGCGGCGGCGGGAGGCGGCGGCGGCGGCGGCGGCGGCGGCGGCAGCGACGACCCCGGCUCUCCGCCUGCCCGCAGCAGCCCCCCGGUGCCGCGGGCUGAGCGGUUCCCCUCGGCCCCCCGCCCUGCCGCCCCCCCAUGCGAGGGGCCCUCGACCGGCCCCGCCGCCGCGCUCCCACGCCGCCCCGCCGCGCCUCUCCCCCGCCCCGCCGGGAGCCGCCACCUGCGCGACGGGCGCGGGCUGCGGGGCCAGCGGCGGGCAGGAGCACCGGAGGAUGCCGGAGACCGGGCAGGAGCCGCCCAGCGCCCCGCCGCCGCCCCCCAAGGAGUCCUUCUACAUCAAGAACCUGCUCAACGGCGACCCCCCCAAGCCGCCCCCCAAGCAGCCGCGGGCGCUGUUCGCCCCCUCGGGCAAGGCGGCGGUGGACGGCGCCGGCUUCGCCCUCUCGCAGGUGGGCGACCUCGCCUUCCCCCGCUUCGAGAUCCCGGCGCCGCGCUUCGCCCUGAGCGCCCACUGCCUGGAGCGCGCCCAGACCUGGUGGUACCCCUACGCCCUGACGCCGGCCGGAGCCCACCUGCCCCGCACAGAAGCCGCCGAGAAAUCCCUGCUGAGGGACUCGUCCCCCGCCUCGGGCACCGACCGGGACUCCCCGGAGCCGCUGCUGAAGGCGGAGGGGGAGCAGAAGGAGCUGGACUCCAAGAGCCCCGACGAGAUCGUCCUGGAGGAGAGCGACUCGGAGGAGGGGAAGAAGGAGGGAGGCGCGGAGGACUGGAAGAAGCGGGAGGAGAGCCCGGAGAAGAAACCCUGCCGCAAGAAGAAGACGCGCACGGUGUUCAGCCGCAGCCAGGUCUUCCAGCUGGAGUCCACCUUCGACAUGAAGCGCUACCUGAGCAGCUCGGAGCGGGCCGGCCUGGCCGCCUCCCUCCACCUGACAGAGACCCAGGUGAAGAUUUGGUUCCAAAAUCGUCGCAACAAGUGGAAGAGGCAGCUGGCGGCCGAGCUGGAGGCGGCCAACCUCAGCCACGCCGCCGCGCAGCGCAUCGUCCGCGUCCCCAUCCUCUACCACGAGAACUCGGGCGCGGAGGGGGGCGCGGGGGGCGGCGGAGCCCCCGGCACCCAGCCCCUGCUCACCUUCCCUCACCCCGUCUACUAUUCCCACCCCGUGGUCACCUCCGUGCCGCUCCUGCGGCCCGUCUGAGCCCGCCCGCCGCCGCUGCGCGGAGAGGCGCGCAAGUCACCGGCCCGCUUGUAAGUACCUCCAGCCACCCGUGCGAUUUCAGC